Messenger RNA from Pyrus x bretschneideri (Chinese white pear), 849 nucleotides. Its product is annotated as aprataxin-like. Gene Ontology annotation, cellular component: nucleus. The transcript is spliced from 6 exons. Gene Ontology annotation, biological process: double-strand break repair; single strand break repair. Gene Ontology annotation, molecular function: DNA 5'-adenosine monophosphate hydrolase activity; single-stranded DNA binding; double-stranded RNA binding. Lineage: Eukaryota; Viridiplantae; Streptophyta; Magnoliopsida; Rosales; Rosaceae. The record is from RefSeq and is a predicted model, not a curated record. The coding region runs from base 1 to 849 and encodes 282 amino acids.
AUGGACCAAACAGGGCUGGAUAGCCCGACUGCAAGCCUCCAGCGUUGGGAGCCCGAGGGACUGGGCAGGCCCGAGCAACAGGCCCGUGAGGAAUCGCCAGCCCGUGAGCCCGAGGCGCAUGCGCCUCACCCGCGCGUGGGGGCGCAUCAGCAGACAAGUUUCAUACCACAGGGGCCCGCGGAGCAGUCAGCCUCAGUUACCGUUGGGAAGCCAAGUGGCUUCCCACGGUGCGUUCGAUCUGAACAGCUCUUUAACUUGGACCGUUCAAUCUCAAUGGUGGAUAGCAUAGUAUAUUGCCUGGGGAAGGUUUCACAUGCUGGAGUUGCUCUUAGAGACGCUAAGAAAAACGCGUAUACGGAGAUAGGUCUUAACAAAUUGAAAGAUAAAGAUCGCAAGUAUCUCAUGACGAUGUCCAGAAUUUGGAAGAAGCUAUUGGAAAUGUCGAAAGCUGAGUACCCCUUGAGAUCCUGCCGACGAGCUGAUUAUUUGAGAGAUUCAAAAAGCAAAAGGAAAGAUCCCUCAAUGCGACAACUGCAUCUGCAUGUUUUUAGCCAGGAUUUCGAUUCAAUACAUUUGAAGAACAAGAAACAGUGGAACUCCUUCAACACUGCUUUCUUUCGAGACUCCAUGGAUGCAGUAGAGGAAGUCAGUAGUGAUGGAAAAGCAAAGCUAAAAGAUGAUGAUAGCCUGUUGUCUACGGAGCUUCGAUGCCACCGAUGUAGAAGCGCUCACCCCAACAUGCCGCGAUUAAAAUCUCACAUUACCGACUGUCGAGCCCCCUUUCCAAGCACCCUGCUCCAAAAUGGUCGUCUUGUUCACGCACCAAGCAAUGUCAGCAUUGAUCCGUAG